Molecule: messenger RNA, 558 nt
Organism: Cooperia oncophora
Lineage: Eukaryota; Metazoa; Nematoda; Chromadorea; Rhabditida; Trichostrongylidae
Source: the annotation of a GenBank genome assembly
AUGCCCAUAAAGGUCGAACCAGCAAGCAAUCGAUGGAUCAAGGACGACAACCACUUGAGAAAGUUGAGAAGGAUCGAAAGUGAGCAGGAGGAGGCGAAGGAAAUGAGAAUGCGAAGGUCACUGCAGUUGAGAUGGGUGGGGGAACUGCUCCACAAAGAAGUUAAAGAUAAAUUGGCAGCAGUUUUAUUUUUCUGGCAAACUUGCAAAUUUGAGGCAUCACCGUGCAUGCAUGACGAAAACCUUCGUUACAUGGCGAUUGACUUGUGCCGGCGAAAUCAAAUUGAAGGUUUCAAAGCAAGUCGAACCUGGAUAAAAGCUUUCAAACGGCGAUAUGGUAUCGUUUCGAGGAAGAUAACGGCGUUCGUCACGAGAAGGAACCAUAGAAGCCGUGAGGAGAUCGAGCUCGAGGCAGCGCAGUUCGUAAGCGUCGUCAGAAGAGAAAUGGCAAGCAGGACACUGGCUUGCUUUUGCAACGGCGACCAGUCGGGCUUUGUCAAGGAGAUGACAACAGCGAGAUCACUGGCACCCGUGGGAGUUAAGAAGACGAGCUUUUUCUGA